This is a messenger RNA of Colletotrichum fioriniae, 267 nucleotides long. Lineage: Eukaryota; Fungi; Ascomycota; Sordariomycetes; Glomerellales; Glomerellaceae. The record is from RefSeq and is a predicted model, not a curated record.
AUGCUUACAGACAUCUCUACCGUGAGCUCCUACGAGCGGUACACCGUCCGCAACCAGCUGAGAGCGUCGUUUCGCGAUAAAGACGCGGUGUGGGACCCGGAGGUUUCCAAGAGAACACUCUGGUUCAUACAGGCGGCUCGCAAAGAGGCCGGUAUCGAGCACAAGGUUCUCAAGAACCUCGUCCGCGUGGCGUGGGAGAGGCAGAAUAUGGAUACGUGGAAGGUCAGCUUUCGCAAAGACUCGGAAUCUCGGGGCAAGGACGUGUGA